AUGCGAUUACUGUGGUGCGUAUUCAUCGAAGAACCUCAUACUCGUGUAUGCUGCCUUCGAAUUCCUAAUCGACCGCUAGCUGCCAUCUUCGCCACGUUUCAACUGACUGUUUCGCUCACUUCCCUGUUUCAGGUGAGAGGUUUAAAGAAUUUCGGAACAAUCCAGUAUUACCUGCGAACUAAACCUUUUCAGCAUGUGUUCUCGAUUUACAAACAUCGGAACGUCUUUUUGUGCCGCUCAGGCAUCUCCGCAAACGCUUCCAUCGAGGAAAAGUACAUGGCUUAUGACGUGAUCAUUUUCGACUUCGGUCUGAUGCAUCGAGUAUUGGGAACGGAAGAAUGCGUCGCCAAUUAUCUAGACGGAGGUUACAUGCGCUUCGGUUGGUGCAUAGAGCAGAGCUCUGCACUCAUUAUCGCCAUCUUCUCUCUACUUUGCUGCCCAAAACCACUUUGGUUGCUUUGGCCAGCCCUUCUUAUUCAGUCGUCGUACUCCUUAGGAUUAGCCGUGCUGACAAUGGCCACAGCACCAAAGCUUCUCGAAGCCCUUGGCGGUCGCGUUGACUUGGCACUCACGCUUAUGUUCAGCGCCUACUUCUUCGGGUAA
Messenger RNA from Haemonchus placei, 603 nucleotides. Lineage: Eukaryota; Metazoa; Nematoda; Chromadorea; Rhabditida; Trichostrongylidae. The record is from the annotation of a GenBank genome assembly.